Messenger RNA from Dreissena polymorpha, 4612 nucleotides. RefSeq lists its product as uncharacterized. The transcript has 3 exons. The record is from RefSeq and is a predicted model, not a curated record. NCBI's taxonomy places the organism in Eukaryota, Metazoa, Mollusca, Bivalvia, Myida, Dreissenidae. Bases 3413 to 4567 code for a protein of 384 amino acids.
UUUAACGCAUACUCAUAUGAUUCUGAUAUCAAAACGUAAUCAGAUCGGUCAUUAUAAAAAUAAACACCUGUAAUAGAUUUAAUGUUAUUGUUCAUGUUCCUUUAGUUGUGCGUCUUUACAACAACAUUUUCGAUUAGAAAAGAAAAUUCUAGACCUUGCGUUUGAAGGAAGUGAAGAAAAAGUGUGAUCAAUUAACAAACGACUAGUGCCAGCGACAUAAUGGGUUCCACUUAUAGCGCACAUGGUUAUUAUUGGACAACACAAUUAGUGUUAUAUACGUAUGGAGUUGAUGAAGUUAAGACAACCAGAUGCUCCACACAGAAAGAACUGCGUAGCGCAUUAAAAACAAAGCUGGGGUGCAAUGAAGAUAUAACAGACAUUUGGUGGUAUUCUGCCAAAGUAAGGUGGAAUUUGUGUGGAAGUACGAAAGAUGUUGAUCAUUAUUUCAUCGUUUUUGAAUCGACAAAUUGGUAUUAUUCAAUAGAAAAAUUUAAAUUAGGUUUAACCAUGCAAUUAACUAUGCAACGAAGCGAGAAAUUUGACGAUGUCAAGGCAACAUUUCAACGUUAUGCACGCAGAAGUUGUAAUCUGAAACAGUAGAAGAAAACAAGCAAUUUUACCGUGCCUAUGCUGAUAGACGAACUUUAUGACAAUACAUUCCAUAUGUUAAAAGCAAACGACCAACAGUUUGCUGUCAACAUGUUCAAAAUAAUCACAUGAUAUACAUAAUGUUUUCCUCUCCAACCCAUGCAUGAACACAGUUGUUAAACGGAUUUGUUUGAAUAACCAGACCGUUUAAUCGAAAUAACACGACCUGCAUGGGAGCUUUAGCUCAUGGACAACAUGUCUAUAUUAUUGGACUUUUUAUGGAGGCAUGCGCUGUCAAUAUUAAUCAUGCUUGAUUUCAUGUAAACAUCAAACCUAUAUAUUGUAUUAUCACUUUUAUGAUUAUUUGUAUUCUCAUAUGCUUUCUACCAGAAUGUAGCUUAAUGUUUGUUUACGGAUUAGCUCACACCGGUUAAAACUAUUAAGAAGACAAUUAAUUGAAUUGUUUCUUCUGUUGUUAACGCUAGAACAGUCCAAAGUCUUAAAUGUAUAAUAAUUUUUGGGUUUAAUUGUUUUCUGUACUAACAAAAAGCAUAAAUUUUACGAUGGGAUCCGAAUGUAUGAGGUGGCAUGAAUAUAAACAAACGUUGGAACAAACCAUUUUUUUUAAAGAAAACAUAACACUAUUUAGCUUUAAUAAUACAUUAUACUAAUAACCGAAACUUAUUAACGCAUAAUUUAAUAAUUUGGCAUAGUUAAGGAUGUUAAAAAAACUUCAUAACAAUAUACAAUGAAUUUGAAUUAUUUAUGCUCUAGAUUGAAUACAAAAUUUAUGAUAUGUGUAUUUCGACUAUACGAACGUUAAUUGCGCAAUAAACACUUUUUGGAUAUUCGUUGGAAUAUGAAUUACAACGAAUAUCCAAAAAGUUUUUAUUGCGCAAUUAACGUAAUUAUCUUAUUAGUGACGAAAUGGCUGUGAAACCAUCAUAUUCUCCAUAGCCCUGUGCAGUCUGAGCGUCGGAAACCGUACGGCAUGGGACCGACUAGGUUCGGGCAGGACAAAUAUAAACUCAAUCCUAACACUGCGCCAUGAAUUCUGAAAUGUUUACGGAAUGUUCUUAUAAAUAAUUGAGGGGCGCCAUUUCUGCAGAGUUAUAUCAUUACUUAAUUUCUAUAGAAAAGUGCAAUAACAUGACAGUAUAAAGAAGUAUUGAAAAAUCAAGCUUUUAUUAUAUAUCAUUAUACACCAUGAAGAAAAGUAUCAUGGCACCACUCUUUUGUAUUUUAGUUAUCAUUCAAAGAUAAAGACGUAUGGUUCUUUAAAACUGUGGGUCUAUUGAUCGUUUCGGCCUGAUUACAUUCUCAACAAGUCAAAUCAUUACCGCGCAUACCCAAAGGCCAAAUUUCAUCAGAAAGGUCCGAAUAAAAGUUUGAAGAAAAAACCUAAUAUACGAUAACAACUUGUAUUCAGUUAUUUCUAUUAUAAUAGGCUGUGUUCGUCUCUUAAAAUGUAAUGUCUUAUAUUAAAAACGGGAUGAUCAAGCACACACGAGAGGAUUUUAAUUUAUAAACAAAUUACUGAAAAACAUAUCCAAAAAGAUUGGGAAAGGUGCCGAUAGUCGUACCUACCUAAUAUGGCAAACAAAACAGGGAUAGAAAUAAACAUUUUCGGCAGAUAAGUUUCGGCAUAAUUCUUUCCAUACAUAUCGGUGGUUUGAAUAUUGGGCUCAAGGAAUAAGGUUUCAACACACUGCUGAGUAGUCACUCUCAAUUUGUUUUUAUGAAUUGGGUGGUAGAUUCGUUACCGUAACAAUAUAUAACGUGCACUUUGUAGGUGUGAAUUAUGCUGGGAUUGGGAACUUGAGCACCAUGUAUUGACACAUCAAGUUUAUGUACAAUACAGUGUUGUUUCGAAUAAUAUUUAUUUUCACAACAUGCACACAUAAUAAGUAACAUUGUAAACACAUUCUGGAAUAAAUAUGUUUAAACCAAACAUGAUACAGAAUUGCUCUUUUCUGGAGUAUCCUAUCUAUAUGCCUUCAUUAUGCCUUUAUCAUGGUUUGGGUCUUGAGUCGAGUCUUACCCAAGUCCUGCGAUGUGGAUGCACGUCAUCAGAAGUUUCUUAUUAUUUUACUUAGUAUCAUAAUCAUAAUCAACCAGUAUAUGUGUACUGUUCAUCCGCUUAUUACAGUGAAACACGAGGUCUUUGAUUCUCGUCAUGUGAUACAGUUGGCAUAUCACCUGCUAUGCAGCUGCAAUAACAAGAUGUUGUUUCGAAUUACUUAAAUAAACAUAAGUUCGAUAAAAACAAUAUUUGUGUUUCAAAUAAUAACGUCAGUGGUUCCAUGAUCAACCGACAUUUGCUAAAAAAAAUCCAACUUGAAUCUCUCCACCAGCGCAUGUCGAAAGCGUUGUUGGAUGCGGGUCAUGACUUGUACGUAUGUAUUGACUUCUGGGGUUUUUAGUACUUUUAUACGAUUAAUUAUCCAACUGUUCAUAGGGUAAACGAAGCACAAUAGACCAGUUAUCAACAUUGACUGAUAUUAUUGAAUGUCGUAAAAAGAAUAAGCAAUCAACCUUCAUAGCCUGCGUGGACUAUUCUAAGGCGUAUGACCGGAUCCCGAGGCGCAUUCUGUGCUCAAAACUAGAAAAACACGGGAUUCAAGGGAAACUACUCAGUGCUAUUCAAUCUUUGUACGCAAAUGUGAAAUGUGCUGUAAAUGUCAACUCGUAUAGAACCGACUGGUUUGGCAAAAAUAUCGGUUUAAAACAAGGAUGUAUACUGUCAACUACAUUGUUUAAUCUCUUUCUCAAUGACCUUAGCCUGCGCCUUAACCAGUCAGGAAUAGGCGUUCAUAUAGAAGAAAUGAUUAUUAAUCACUUACUUUACGCUGACGACCUCAUACUCAUUGCUGAGACUGAGAGUGACCUACAGAUUCUCCUUGAUAUUUUAGGAUCGUGGUGUACCUCCAAUAAAAUGACUAUCAAUACAAACAAAAGUAAAAUAAUGCAUUUCCGAAAUAAAAAUGUGAAAACAAAUUAUAGAUUCACAUGUAAUAACAAUGAACUUGAAUGUGUUACUGAAUACCGAUAUCUCGGACUUGUUUUGUCAGAAUUUUUAGAUUAUAGUGUAACGGCCAAGUAUGUCGCUAAGUCGGCGACUCGAGCCUUAGGUCUGCUUAUAUCAAAGUUCAAAUCACUUGGUGGAAUGCCAUAUAAUAUCUAUACCAAACUGUACGACAGUAUAGUGUGGCCAACUAUAAGUUAUGGGGCAGCUAUAUGGGGAACCCAGGACUAUGCCUCUAUCAAUGCCGUACAUCAUAGAGUGUGUCGUUUCUACCUCGGAGUGGGAAAAUAUACACCUAACGCGGGAAUAACUGGAGAUAUGGGUUGGCUUUCCCCAUAUGCACGGCAGUGGAAGUCGAUUCUCACUAACUGGUUCCGGUUAAAUAGUAUGGACAAUAACCGUAUCAACUACAAAGUGUUUAAAUGGUCUUACAUUAAAAUACACCACACAAAUAACUGGCAUCACAAGAUAUGCAUGAAAGUACCGCUGGACAUCAGUUAUAGCUAUUCGACAUCUGAACGCAAAUAUAUAACCAAUAACUGUAUUGAUGAUCUAUUUAAUGAUUAUAAGGCUGUUUGGUUAAAUAAUAUAAACAGAGAACAAGCUGCCCAUGGCAGAGGAGGAAAUAAACUAAGAACAUACAAGCUUUUUAAGCAAACAUAUAACACUGAGUCUUAUGUUAAUAAUAUUAUUAUACCUAGGUCCCAUAGAAGUGCAUUUGCUAAAUUCCGUUGUGUUGUAGCACCACUUAAAAUAGAAACUGGACGAUAUCAGGGAAUUGUACCAAAUGAACGUUUUUGUUUUAACUGUAUAAACCAAGUGGAAGACGAAUAUCAUGUUCUUAUGUCAUGUAAUCUCUAUGAAGAUAUUAGAGAAAAGUUGUUCACAAAGAUAUUUGAAAUAAAUCCGGAUUUCUCUGAGUAUAGUGAUGAUAACAAAUUCUGUUACAUAUGAUCUAAUGACGAAAUCGUUAAAUACAGUACCAAAGCUUGUCAUGAU